This is a messenger RNA of Neocloeon triangulifer, 1298 nucleotides long. RefSeq names its product suppressor of lurcher protein 1-like. Gene Ontology annotation, cellular component: plasma membrane. Bases 9 to 974 code for a protein of 321 amino acids. The record is from RefSeq and is a predicted model, not a curated record. The transcript is spliced from 6 exons. Lineage: Eukaryota; Metazoa; Arthropoda; Insecta; Ephemeroptera; Baetidae.
GACCAGUGAUGGAGGCCCUCGCGCUCCUGCUGCUGCUGCUGCUCCUCGGCGACGCCAGCAGCCGCGACGUCAAAGCCGCCAACUGCGAUCUGGUCAUCACAAGCGACGCGGGGAAAAACGGCAGCGUGUCCUCACCAGGCUACCCGCAACCAUACCCUGCGCGCUCGCUGUGCCGCUACGAGUUCCAAGGACGCGGCAAGGAGCGCGUGCAACUUGUCUUCACCGAGUUCAACCUGUACACGGCCGGCGACGACGACCACAACUGCGAGUCGGCCGACGCGAUAAACGCGUACGUGCACAUGGAGGGUCGCUCCGAGAAGAUCGACACUUUUUGCGGCAGUCAGGUGCCGCUGCCCCUCAUGUCCAGCGGGCCGCGCCUCUCCCUCGAAUUCCGCGGCCUCGUGUCCUCGCGCUACGUCAGAGGAUUCAAGGCGCUCUACAGUUUCACUGAAAAUUUUGGCGUGACAGGGGGUCGGCAGUUGAUGGAGUACCCAUGUGCGUUCUCCUUCAACAGCACGGAAGGCGCCAACGGCAGUUUCUCGUCGCCCAACUACCCUGGCUACUACCCUAGGGACACCGAGUGCCACUACCUCUUCAAAGGACGACCUGGCGAAAGGAUACACCUGCAUUUUACUUACUUUGACGUCGAGGGCGUUUUGCCAUGCGAGGCAACAUCCGCCAGCGACUUCGUCGAGUUCUCCAACUACAUGGCCCAAGACCGCAAGUACUCGCGCUACUGCGGCCAGCUGCGUGAGUUCGACGUCGAAUCGGACAGACACUUCUUCCGCGUCACUUUUCGCUCAAACGACCGGCUCGACGGCACCGGUUUCCACGCCACUUUCCAGUUCCUCGAGCAGGAGGACACCAACACGGUUCGGCCAGUACGCACCAGUGCAACCUCAGCAGCCUCAGAUGAGGCGAUGCCCGGGUGUUUGCUGCUGGCCGCCCUUUUGCUCAAUGCCCCGUUCUACUAAUGAUAAGGGAUCACAAUCACUCACACUUCUCUCGCAGCAGCUCUACUUCAAUUAUGUAACGGACAACGCACUCUCAUAAUCCAAUCGAUUCACACAUUAUUAUUAUUGAACGCAAAAAAAUUACAUAAUUCUGACAGCGGCGCGGCGCGCGAUCGAUUGACGAAUUAAUUAAAAUUGCAUUUUUAAUUACGGAUUAUAACGCUCAAGUACUUUGUAAAUAUGAUAUUUUAAAAAUCAUGUGAUAAAAGCGACUCUAUGUACAGCUAAAAAGGCCAACCAACAAGCGACAAGGAAUGAAAAUAAAUAAAUAGCUCGUUAGUAUUU